Stylonychia lemnae is the source of this 447-nucleotide messenger RNA. NCBI's taxonomy places the organism in Eukaryota, Ciliophora, Spirotrichea, Sporadotrichida, Oxytrichidae. The record is from the annotation of a GenBank genome assembly.
AUGCUUUAGAAUAUAAGAUAUUUUUCAGCAGUACCUAAGAUUGAAAAAUGUCUCUACAAGACUCUCGGAGUUGGAAGAGAUGCUAAUAAUCAAGAAAUAAAGGAGUCUUAUCUUAAACUUGCUAGAGUUUAUCAUCCUGAUAAAAUGCCUGAGGCUCUUGAAUACUUUACUUAAGUUACAAAAGCCUAUGAAAUAUUAAAUGACCCAUUAAAAAGAGCAGUUUAUGAUGACGAGAGUAUAACUGAUGAGGAAUUCUUCACUAUUCAAAUUGGACCACUCAAAGUUAAUCUAUUCUCUGUUUUUAUGUAAAUUAAGCUAUUGACUUAUUUCUUUCAUAGGAUUGCAUUAUUUGGAAGUACAGGUUAUUUCGCUUAUUACUAUUUGAUUGUGAAAAGAAAAGAUGAUGGUAAAUGCCCAAUAGAUAUAAAAGAAUACAAAAGCAUUUGA